ACCAACAAGAGAAUCUCUACUGCGUUCAUGUUCCUUUUAAGGCAUCUGUGGUAGAUUGUUCAGAUAAAUGUUUUUGAUUCUUACAGUAUUUAAGGAUUCAUAGUCAGAUACCCGAAAAGAGAAGGUAACCGCCAUGAAACUGGUCCACAUGCUGCUGCUCUCUGCAACCUGUUUGCUGAUCUCUGAAGGUGCAGAAAUAAUAAAUGGCAGAAUUGCUAAGCCUCAUUCCAGACCCUAUAUGGCUUAUAUAAAGUUUCAAAAUAAUGACAUUUUUUGUGGAGGAAACUUAAUAGAUUCAAAAUGGGUGUUAACUGCAGCUCAUUGUGAAGACCCUGCAGUAAGUCCGCUGGUUACUCUUGGAGCUCAUUUAAGAGAAGAAAAUGCAAACGAAGAAGGGAGGCAGAAAUUCUAUGUUACCCAGUUUGUCAAGUACCCGGGUUACAACAGCAGAAUUCUGAGGAAUGACAUUCUGCUGAUGAAAUUGAAUACUACAGCAAAGUGUGGAAAGUUUGUCCAAAGCAUUUCUUUACCAGAGACAUUUGAGGACAUAAAAGCCGGAACAGUUUGUGAAACAGCCGGAUGGGGAUGGACAGGACAAAAGUAUGCGGACAGUCUUAUGGAAGUCAACGUCACAAUUCUAGACAGAAGACAAUGUGAGAGACAUAUGAAUAAUAUCUACAUUAGUGAAAACAUGAUCUGCACCGAUGUGGGUCCCGCAGGACAAGAUACCUGUGCAGGCGAUUCGGGUGGACCGCUGAUAUGUAAUGGCGUCUUCAGAGGAAUCCUUUCUUUUGGAAGUGAACAUUGUGGGCAGCGUUAUGGAGCAGCUGUGUAUACUCGCCUAACUGAGGAAUAUGUAAAGUGGAUAAGGAAUAAAAUAGGGGCUCAGUCCUAAAUCAUCAUUAUCCUGUUAUUUACCACCAUUUUAGAUUUUAUUUUAGUUUAAUUUAGUUAUUGCUUGAGUCAGUGUUUUCCAACCAGGGUGCCUUCAGCUAUUGCAAAACUCUGGUUGGGAAACACUGGCUUAAAGGGGUACUCCACCUCUAGACAUGUUAUAGGAUAGGGGAUAACAUGUCUGAUCACAGGUGUCCCAGCGUCGUUCUUCCAGGCCAGUGCUGCAGUAUUCAUGAACACGGAAGCCAGGGGCUUGUGACAUCACACCAUGCCCCCUCCAUUCAUGUCUAUGGAAGGGGGCGUGAUGGUGGAGUUCAUUCCGUGCAUCUGAUUAUGGGGUGCCGUACUGGAAAUCGCGGGGGGUCCCUGCGAUCAGACAUGUUAUCCCUUAUCCUUUGCAUGGGGAUGACAUGUCUAUGGGCAGAGUACCCCUUUAAGGGCAUUGCUUCCUGCUUACCAUAUCACUGUAGGGUAUCCAAGUGCAUACAGGGGCUUUACUUUUUUUUAAUUAUUCAUUUAAUUUGCACUAAGCAAUAUCAAGGUAGCAAGUAAUAGAGUUCCAUGGGUGCAGUAAGGUACUGUUGAGAGCAUGAAUACCCAUUGAAGGGUACAUUUAUUCAGGUGGAUCCUUUGGGAGUUUUCUGCAGAAGGUUUAGCUGCGACAAAUUUACCGCAACAUAAGGUAGGGGUACGUUCUCAUGGGCGGAUUUUCUGCAGCAGAUUUAGCUCACUUCAAUGGGGUGAUGCAGAUUUUUCUACGGAAAACUUGCAGAAAUUCCGCUUAUGUGAACAUGCCCUUACAGAAAUAAAAUGCAUGGGAUUAAUUCAGAAAGGAGACAACAUACAACCUAUAAUGGGAGAAUAUCAGCAGUCAUGGUAACCUGAGAACAUCACCUACUUUAUAUGCGGCCUUAUGAUUAGGACUACAUAGGUCAAAACAUACUAUUCGAAGAUAACCUUGCUGGAUCCUUAUCUUCAAUUAUGGUUGUUCUGACAGGGUGGCUUCCCCUGUGUCCGUGCACACGGGGGUGGUGGCCCUACUGUUUUUCUAUGACGUAUAUCAUAUAAAAUGAGAGGCCAGUGAGCCUUCUGUAUAAACUAUACAAAAAUUCGAUAGUGUGAACGUAGCCUGAACAUGUUCCUUCUAUCGGUUGAAAUCCACAUAGACUGCCUUACAGUCAAUAGUGAUGGCACAUGUCUGCAUGGUACUAGUGUGGAAGGAUUCCAUGGGCCCCCUUUAAGCUAACGGAAUCUCCACCUAUAAUAUCUCCAAGCGGAGAUUCUGUAGUGUGAAUGUGCAUUGGAAGAUUAGCAGGUAUCACUUUGUUGUUACAGGUUAUUCACUAAUCCAUUCACAUUCAGACUGUCUAAUAGGGUAACAACCAAUUACACUCUGUGGGGAAAUAUGAAUAGGUGUAUAUAUACAUCAGUGCAGGGGACCAUAGAAGAGCAGCCGCCGCAUCUAUACAUUAUACAGGAGGGUCACAGCGGGUGUUAGAAGUGACAAACACACACGUACUUUAUUAAACAUAUUAAAAGACAUUACUAAUUAAAAAAAAUAAUAAUAAUUUAUAAAAAAAAAAUAUAUAGUGUUUUUACAUUUAAAUGGCCCCUUUCUCCAUUCUUUAUUAUUGUCGGCUACAUAUUUAGUUCCCUGUCUGACCACAUAAAUUGACCCCUGUUUAAAAAUUUAUUAAAAUUUUGUUAUAAAAAAGAUGGAUUUAGUUAUAUACAUUUUUUUUCCAUCCCUACUGCAUCCCUACUCUUUUAUUUCUUUCUUUAUUUUUUGAUAUCCAACAAAUUUUGAAAAAAACACCAAAGGGGCCAAAAAUGCAAUUUGCACUCAAAGACAAAAAACACCAGAAAAAAUGACAAAACGCAGGGAAAAUCUGUGGCACUUUUUCUGGUGUUUUUAAGCCUAAAAAAAAAACGCAAUGCAAAAACCUCAGUGGAAUCCUAGCCUUAAAGAGUUAGGUUGUUGAAUAGGUGCAGUGAUGUUGCAAUGUUGCCUAUAAGUAAGGGGCGCAUAAAGGCAUCGGUCUGAUACUGGGAUGUUUGUACAGUGAUUUUAUG
Hyla sarda is the source of this 2967-nucleotide messenger RNA. Its product is annotated as granzyme A-like. The coding region runs from base 134 to 895 and encodes 253 amino acids. Gene Ontology annotation, biological process: proteolysis. The transcript has 5 exons. Gene Ontology annotation, molecular function: serine-type endopeptidase activity. Lineage: Eukaryota; Metazoa; Chordata; Amphibia; Anura; Hylidae. The record is from RefSeq and is a predicted model, not a curated record.